Molecule: messenger RNA, 1953 nt
Organism: Naegleria lovaniensis
Lineage: Eukaryota; Heterolobosea; Eutetramitea; Acrasida; Naegleriidae
Exons: 3
Coding region: 1-1953 (650 amino acids)
Molecular function (GO): protein binding
Source: RefSeq, a predicted model, not a curated record
AUGAAUGAAUUACCUCAUCAUAUUUUAUUGGAUGGCAAAGUGGAUUAUGAGUUGGAAGAAUUGAGUAGAAUUUUGCUUCAUCAUGAACAAUAUGAAACGUCCGAAAGUCGUAAUGGACAGGAUAAUCAUCGGGACAAGUUGAAAUGGUGGGAAGAAGCCAAGUUUUUGAAAGAACAAGGCUUUUGUUUUCCAGAAACAAAUUCAUUACAACUUGCCGAAUUGGAGGAGCUCAAGUUUGAAUGCGAGGAUGAGGUUCUUCCGAAAUAUUUGCUUCCCUUGUCUUCAUCCCGAAGAGAUUUGGAAAUUAUGUUAAAUCAAUUAAUGAAUUUGAUCGAGAAGGACCCAGUGAUGAGAGAGUGGCUUGUAGAAAAAAGUUUGCAGUUACUCAAAAUUAUGAGCAUCGAAUCAGAGGUCAAGCAUUUAUUGGCUUACUUUCCAAUAAUAUUGCAAAAUAUAUUUGAGCUCAAAGAUGGCGACUUAAGAGAAAAAUCUAAUGUAGAAAAUUCUGAAGAAACUGAAAUAAUCAUAGAUCCAAGAGUAGAGGAAAAUAUCAUGAAAUCAGUGCUGUUCUCAUUGAAGGAAAAGCUAGACCAAAAACAUGUUAUCAUUGAAUUGUGUUUUGCGUUUUUAUAUUUAAGAUCAAAGGAGUAUGAUAAGGCAGAAAUUUGUUUGAUUCAUGUCACAACUGAAGAAAGACUAGAAAAUGAUCUAAUUCUCAACUAUUUCAAAUUGCUUUUAGGUCAUGUUCUGAGAAUUAACUUUAAAUUGGAUGUCAGUGCAUAUUAUUUUAGAAAAAUUAUUAGUGAGAAACCAUUUCAAACGUUGUACAAUAUGCAUCUAUACUCAGCAAUCUAUUUAUGGCUUGGAGAGAUUAUGGAAUCCAUGGAUUAUGGUAUUUGGGCAGCUGAGUGUUAUUUAACAUGCUGUACUUACUUUCUUGAGCAUCCCAAUUUUAAUCACCCUUUUGUGACCAUUGGGUUUGUAUAUUUGAAAAUAGCAGAACUAUUCAUGAAUAGCAAUACCAAUAUUGAAUAUUGUAAAGUGUAUUAUCAUAGAGCAUACUUUGCGUUGGAACGACAAUAUUUGAGAAGAAACAAGACUUUUAUUGAGCUAUCGCCGUUCACCACUAAAUAUAAUAGAGCAUCCAUUGCCAUACGUUUGGGAUGCAUUUACUACUUAGAGAAACAAUUUAGCAAGUCCAUAGACCUCUUUACAGAAGCAGAGAAAUUAUUACUUACUUUACGAUUUGAAACGCGUGAUGAUUCAGAAAAAUCAAAUGAAGCUUCUGGAAAUGCUCCAACAUCUGUCUAUGCUAUUCUUCAAACUCUUCAUAGAAAAAUAGCCAUUAAUUUAUGUAGACUAGGCCAAUAUCAGAACGCUGCUCGCUAUGUUACGUAUCGACUGGUUUUUGAGACAUCACCACAAGGAACAGAAUUAGAUUAUCAAAAACAGUUAAAUUUAAUGCUGCAGGAAAAGGAGAGAGAAAAAAAAGAACGACAAUCUCAUGCAAAAGGAGUAAUUGCUCAGGAAAAUAUUGUUUGCUUUCUUGCAUUGUGUUUAAUUUCUUUUCACAAAGAACGAUAUGCAGAGGUGGCAAAGUAUUGUGAGUUAAUAUUUAAAACCAAUGAUCUGGACAAGGAAGUGAAACUACCGUUAUUGACCUUUCAAAAGUUGUUCUCGAUUGUUGUCAUGAUGAGAAGAUAUGAUUUAGCUCAAUUAGUUCUCUCCAAAUAUUUGCUUUCUAACAAAAGCUAUGCACUUGGAUUUUACGCUCUUUUUCUGCUAUCCAUUAAGAACAGAGACGAAAACGCAAUCAUUGGUAGUUGGAAGAAGUUUGAGGAAGCUUAUUAUGCUAGCACUGGUAGCAACACGAUUUUUGAACCUAUGAGAGAAUAUUGGCCUUUCAUGAUUUUGAAAAUUUUAAAUAUAAAGCUUCCUAUUAGCAGGUUGUAG